AUGUUGGAUUAUUUAGGAGUGCAAGUACUUACAUCUGAUUCUGACAUCACAGAUCUUAUCACCAGUGCUGACCUGUUAGAGGAACAAGAAGAUCCAAAUAACCCAAUAGAACCUAACCCCAAGAAAUGUAACGUUUGUCAUAAAGAGUUCACUGAAAAAUGCAAUUUGUGUCGCCAUAUGAAAAAGAACUUAGAUAAAAUGGAAAAAUGUCAGCAAUGUGACAAGGUGUUCUACACCAAAUGUGAUUUAUCUUGCCAUGUUGACUCUUUUCACAAACAUAUUGUUUUUCAAUGUACAACAUGUCAAAAGAGCUUUAAGUCAAAAACAGGACUCUCGUACCAUAACAGAGAACAUUCGGGCCAGUUCCGUUACCUUUGUACGUAUUGUGGAAAAGGCUUCAAUUACAAAAGACAGUUUGAGGGACACAAAGCGGGCCAUGAAAAUGAGAGAAAUUUCAGUUGUUCGAAAUGUGGGAAGUCAUUUCAGUAUGAAAAUAGUAGAGAUAAUCACGUCAAACUGUGUGGAAUUAAUAAAGAGAAAUAUGCUAAGUGUGACCAAUGUGGGAAAGCCUUUAAAUGUAUAAAAUAUAUGAAAGAGCACCAGAAGUGUCACCUGAACCCAGAUAGGUACCAGUGUGCAAUGUGUGGCAAUUACUAUCAGAACAGAUCUGGUCUACAUAAACAUGUGAAGAAAACCGGACAUAAUUAA
Molecule: messenger RNA, 708 nt
Organism: Mytilus trossulus (common blue mussel)
Lineage: Eukaryota; Metazoa; Mollusca; Bivalvia; Mytilida; Mytilidae
Product: gastrula zinc finger protein XlCGF7.1-like
Exons: 1
Coding region: 1-708 (235 amino acids)
Biological process (GO): regulation of transcription by RNA polymerase II
Cellular component (GO): chromosome
Molecular function (GO): chromatin insulator sequence binding
Source: RefSeq, a predicted model, not a curated record